UUGGUUACUUGUCUAUUUUGUUGUGUUCUCAAAUCAAAAUCAAAAUAAUUACGUAUUUUGUAUGAAUGUAUGGUUAUUAAUAUUUGGAUGAAAUCCGUUACUAUCGAAAUGGCAAAAUAACAAUUUCUUGGAAUUAAUAAGUGUCAAAUACUUUAUAUGAUAAGGGUUGAAGCUGAAUAUUUCCACUAGGACUCACUUAUUACACAUGUUUGCAGAAAAAGAUGACAGUUUUGGAGGAUGAAGUAAUGCCUGUGCGUGUGCUUUCUAAGGAUAAGUAUUCGAAAAAUCUGCUGAAACGCAAAAAUUCUGCAAAUAAAGAUUUGCCAGCUAAAAGGAAAUACAUUGAUUUGAAAGAUAACAUGUUGAAUGGAUUCCGAUCUGAUCAACGAAACAGUGGAGACAAUAUACAGGAAGCACCUGUAGCUAGUUUAUCUAAUAUGGGUAAUACCUGUUACCUAAAUAGUGUGUUGUAUACGUUAAGAUUUGCCCCAACUUUCCUUCAUAACCUGCAUCAUUUGAUUGGAGAUCUGAAUAUGGUUCAAAAUCGAUUGAGCCAAAAUAGGGCAAAAACUUCUUCUUUGGGUCGAAACAUUGGUGCUAUUAGUGGACCAAAUCCUCGAAGUGCAAGCUCAAGUACUAGUAGUAAAGAUUUUUUUACUAUCUCAUCUGAUAUUCCAAAGUCUAAGGUUCAAAUGGUAACUGAAAGAUUACAUGAAUUAUUUAUUACCAUGCAUAAUCUUGAAUUGAAAGAAUCUAGUGAUCCUUAUCAACCUGUAGCAUUGCUACAAGCUGUCCGAGAAGCCAAUGUGAUAUUUGAAGGAAAUCACCAACAAGAUGCUCAUGAACUUCUGUUAUAUCUUCUGGAUAAUAUUAGAGAAACUUGUGAUUUUCUAUCAGUUCAGUUACAACACAAUCCUGAUUUACUGAGUGAACCAGAAACUGCUUCGAGUUCUAAUAGUGGAAAGAUUUGGGGUGUUCGAAGGUCAUGGAAGAAAGGCCAAUCCAAGAAGGAUAAAAGUGUGAAAGGUUCUAUCAAUGAAGAUGUUAUUAACGAAUCUGUUGCAACAGAUGAUGAUGUUGAUGCAGGAGUAAGCAAUGAUGUACAGCAAAAAAAGAUUGGAUUCAAUUUUCUCACUGAGGAUUUUGAGGGAAUUACACUGGUAAGAACAAAAUGCUUAGAAUGUGAAAGUGUAACAGAACGGAAAGAACCAUUUUACGAUAUCCCUGUACCUAUUAUUAGUGAAGGUGACUUUGAUAUAACGAAAAUUGAAGGUGUUUCACCUAGUGAAAUAUAUAGGAAAGCUUGUGUUACUUCUGAAAAAUUAUGUGAUUCUAACAAGUAUUUAUGUGAUAAAUGUAAGCGGUAUAAUGAAGCAAGUAGAGAUGUUCUAUUUGAAAGAUUACCAAAUAUGAUGAUUCUGCAAUUGAAAAGAUUCAAUACCUCUACUUCAGGAGUACAUAAAGUUAAUACCUACCUUCCAACUCCAUUAGAAUUAGAUUGCUUCUGUGAAAGCUGUUGUAAAUUGGAUGAAGAGGAAUUGCCCCCCCAUUAUUAUAAACUUAGUUGUAUCAUCAUGCAUUUAGGUGGGACAAUGGCAUCUGGUCACUACAUAGCCUAUGUUAAAGCCUCAAAUUACUAUAACAGCUACCAUGAGUGUUCGAGAGACAUGCCAAAAACAGGUCUCUCGGCUAGCUGUAGCGAGAAGUCUCUGAACAUAUUAAAAUUUUUGAAACCUCGUGCAGUUGCUAAUUCAUUAAUGGAGGCAAAGAAUGGAAUUUCUUCUAAAAGUAUUUUGAAUGGUUUGAAAAUUUGCAAAAGUAUCGAUUGUUGCAGUGUUAAAUUGAACAAGAAUGUUCUUGAAAAUGCUUUAAAUUCUCAGUUCAAAAGGAAUGAUCAUGAGGAAGAUAUGUGGUUAGAGUGCGAUGAUGAAUCAAUUCGCUUUCUGAAAAGUGAAGAACUUACACAAGUUUUAAGCUACAAACCCAAUUCAACUGCCACACCUUAUCUUCUUUUUUACACCAAAAUGAAAAGGAAUAGUGCAACUGACUAACAAUUCUGCCUCUGUAUAGGCAGUUUAUAUUGGUUAGAAUAGAAAACUGAUCCUGUUAGCUAUUUAUAAAAUAUUAAAUGAUAUUGCUAAAACUGUACGAAUGAUUAUUUUCAAGAGCAAAUAAUAUUGAUAUGAAAAAAUUCUUCAAAUCAAGACUACAUCUUAUGACAACUUCAAAUAUGUUUCUUGCCUUUAUUUUCUUAUAAGUUUCUGUUAUUUGACUGUCCUUAAGUCCUUAUUAUUUCAUGCACAAUUUAUUUUAUCAUAAUGUAAACAGUAUUUAUAUCAUUAAAUUGCUUUAAAGUAUUCUAAACAUGUCACUGAAACACUGCUUGAGGAUUUUCAUACUUUGUGUUAUUUGAUCACUAAAUUGUAGUAUUUAAUAUUAUUAAUUAUCGUAAUCAGACAUUUUGGUUUGUUUUGAUUCUAAUAUUUAGGGGGAAAUCAAAUGUAAAUUACGAAAUGUCUUCCCAUUUAUUGUAUAGGUCAUAUAUUAUGCUUAUCAAACAAAUUGUUUUAUCCAUUUCUACAAAAGCUACAUAGUUUUCUGUAGUAAGUGUAUUUUUCAUCUUUUUUUUUUUCAUGUGCAAUUGAGUACAAAUAUGGAAUUGAAUAGAACCAGGUUGUUUUGAUCAAAUGUUAUGGAAUUCCUCAAAUUUUCAAAAGAAAUGCUAUAUACUCGAAUAAAAUAGAAAAGGGAUGCUUCAUUGCUCUACUACUAUUGCAUUGAAAAAAUACAAGGUUUUUCACCGAUUAUUACAUAAUGUCAUUUCCAUAUCAGAAAUCAUCAUUAUAGUUUCAGUGAAAAUGGAUUAUAUGGAUUACAUAAUCAUCCCAAUGUUUUUCUUUAUUGUAAACAAUUUCUACUCGUUAUUAAGGAAAAAUUAUAGGCCAACACUUCUAGGUCUGGUUUAUCAUUUCAUUAUGGGAGAAUUUUGUUAAUAACAAUUAGAAAAUUUCCCAUUGCAUUUCAAUUAAUCUUAGUGAAAAAUAAUAUGUCAUUAUUUAAUGUCAAAUUUUGUUAUAAUUUAUUGUUAUUUCUAUAUUUUUCUUAUAUAAUGAAUUUCCCUUGAAAAGACAACAUUUUGAUGGAUGCAUUAGUUUCCGAAUUUCUCCAAACGUUUUUCAUUACUGUUUGAAAUACUCUUCAGAAGGUUUUGGAGAUUUUAUGUUUGUUUGGUUGAGUCAAUCAAAAUGUGAUAUAAUUAUUGGUAACAACUGGAUUAAUAAAUAUUGAAAUUAUA
Coccinella septempunctata (seven-spotted ladybird) is the source of this 3295-nucleotide messenger RNA. RefSeq names its product ubiquitin carboxyl-terminal hydrolase 1 (gene Usp1). Gene Ontology annotation, molecular function: cysteine-type endopeptidase activity; cysteine-type deubiquitinase activity. The transcript has 2 exons. The coding region runs from base 222 to 2051 and encodes 609 amino acids. Lineage: Eukaryota; Metazoa; Arthropoda; Insecta; Coleoptera; Coccinellidae. Gene Ontology annotation, cellular component: cytosol; nucleus. The record is from RefSeq and is a predicted model, not a curated record. Gene Ontology annotation, biological process: protein deubiquitination.